GAGCUUACAGGAUUAGAAUGUUCCACUAGCUGGACGGACGCUUUAAAUAGAUCAACCAGAUACUGUCAGCUCUCGAAAGCAGGAGAGAAAUCUACAUUUGACCAUCGGGAACACAGAUCUAUUCCUGAAGGCCUGAGAAAUGGCUGAUGUCAUCAAAAGCCUAAACCUCCUGGAGACCCUAAAAGAGUCCAUAGAGAACAAUAAAUUAUCAGAUGUCAAAGAUGCAGUGGAAGAUCUGCUGAUCAGCAGGAUCAAUUUAGGGAUUGUGGGGGAACGUGGGGUUGAAAAGGCCACAUUUCUAAAUGCCCUGCGUGGCCUUGGCCCUGAGGACGAGGGAGCAGCCCCGUUUCCAUCCCCUACGCCCCCAGAGGGAGUGGCAGGCUACCCCAACCCUAAACACCCUGACUUCCGCCUGUGGGAUCUGCCACCUGUCCCGACCACCUCUCCGUUUGAACCCCAGGGAUACAUGGACAGAGUUAAGUUCCUCCGCUAUAAUGCCGUUUUAAUGAUGUUCACGCAGAGCCCCCACCCAAACUGUGUGGAGUUGUUCUUGGAGGCCCGUUCAGUCCAGCGAGAAACAGUAUACUUUGUUCUCUUAGCUUCAGAAAAAGACACAGAAAAGAGUCUGGAGGCCAAAAAGAAAGCCAGUCUGGAGGUGCUGACAUCAGAGGGUGUGGCACGACCUAAAGUGUACAUGGUAAGACCCUCCACCUUGGAGAAGUUUGACUUCCCCAGUCUGUUGGAUGACAUGGCCAGCGACCUGCCAGAGGUGCGGGCCAACGCUCUCCUCCUAGCUCUGCCAAUACUCACCUUGAGCCUGGUCACUCAGAAAAAGGAUGCAUUCAAAGCACUGGUGUGGGCAGCCGCCUCGCUUUCUGGCGGGGUGUCAGCCAUCCCUGUUCCCCUGGUGGCCUCCAUGGUGGAUUCCAGUGUAGGAGUGCGGAUCCUGAACAAAGCACAGAUAUCACUGGGCCUGGAUGACGAGUCAGUUGAGAGGUUGGCCCGACAGCGGGGCGUAGAACCCAAAAAACUGAAAGAUCUGCGGACUUGUACCCUGUCAGUGGAGAUCACUAAGGGGGAAGUGAAAAAACGGCUGGUGUCUGCGGAAAAGGACUUGUCCUCUGUCUCAUCCCGGCUGGUGCAGAUGGCGAUGCCCCGAAAUGCCCGUUCUGCAGGCCGCUCCUUCACUGCUAUGCUGCAGGCCCUAAACGGGGCCAUCGAUGAGAUGGCAGCUGAUGCUGAGAAGAUAGUAGCUGCAGCAGUGGGGGAUGGGAAGUGAUAGUUUUGUUUGUGCAUGUUAUUUCCUCUGUUUGCCGUCAGUUCAGAUUUAUUUUUUCCCCCUUUGGGAUAGAAGACAUGUUUUAAAUAGUGAUCUAUGCAUCUUUUUGAUACAUUUUCACUUAAAAUUCUCCAAACUGAUGGUGAGUAAGCUGCAGCAUGCUUGUUCAAAGUCUUUGCCUACGAAUGCUGUGCAGUAGCUUACACUUUCACAAAAGCACUGAAUAGAGGAAGUGAGAUUUCGCUAACAUCAUGCCUACAGUGAGGUGCACACCGAUGAUAAAAAUAUAGUGGGCUCCGGUAUCUGGUUUGCCUAAUUUUACAUGCAAAAUUCUUGUGGGUCUUGUGAUUUUGAGUCUAUGGACAUCGCUUUUCAGUCGCACAUGAGGAUGGAUGAUGUGUGCUGCAGACUGCUGUAAGAUCCACUGAGGUAGGAAUGAGAUGAUUUGUAAAUUAUGCCUCAGUCUAAACUGUUACUGUUGUUGUCACUGCUUUUAGAAAGAAAAAACUAAUGUAAAUAUACAUAUAUAUGUACAGGUGUUAUGCUCUUAUGUUAAACACGAAAAAUGUCAGGUUUUAUGUGUAUUUGUGGAAAUUUUAAAAAUACUGGAUGUUUUUUUUUUUUUCUCCUUUUUGGACAAAGCAAUAUUUUGCUAAUAAAAAGACUAAAGGAAUAGAAUAAAUGCAAUAUACUGU
This is a messenger RNA of Myripristis murdjan (pinecone soldierfish), 1974 nucleotides long. It is a transcript of the gene irgq2, whose product is annotated as immunity-related GTPase family, q2. Bases 140 to 1279 code for a protein of 379 amino acids. Lineage: Eukaryota; Metazoa; Chordata; Actinopteri; Holocentriformes; Holocentridae. Gene Ontology annotation, molecular function: GTP binding. The transcript is spliced from 2 exons. The record is from RefSeq and is a predicted model, not a curated record. Gene Ontology annotation, cellular component: membrane.